GGUUUUUUCCUCACGGUAGAGCAAAAUAUUCUUGCCCAUUUGAAAUUUGGCAGUAUAUUCUUCUGUUUUAAGAGUGAAACUGGAACUCAGAGAGAGUGAAGAAGAUGAUGUUGGCAACGCCAGUUAUUCAAAUGCCCACAAUUAGUGCAGUUAAGGCGGUUUUCUCCUCAAAUCCGAACCAACAUCCAUUUCUUCGCCCACAUUUGGUUGGCUUUUGUUUGAGAAAGCCCAAAUUCCCUUCCACCACUCGAACAACCCUUUUUUGCUGCAAAUCUCAGCUUCAAGAUUUUGCCCCUCUUACUUCCGCUGCCUAUGGAACCCUUCUUUUCUCCGGCGGUCUCUUUGCCUUUACUAAAUCUGGGAGUAAAGGCUCGCUCUUUGGAGGCCUCACUGGAGCAGCUCUUAUGGCAUCUGCUUAUUAUCUUAUGCAGUCAACAGAAACAAAAGCAAUUGGUGAUGCCCUUGGUUUUGGGGCUGCCUUCCUUUUCUCCUGUGUAUUUGCCUAUGUGGUUACUACUAUAGGGAUACGAUUGGCGGCCACUCGGAAACCGAUUCCCGCAGGUCCUUUAUUAGGUCUUUCUAUCUGUGCAUUGGUUGUGUUUACCUCAGCUUAUUUGCAAGAUCGUCUUUGAUCCUUUGUCUUUUCUAUUUGGCACAAUACCUCCUUGAAAGUAAUUAUCCCUUGUUAAUGGAGAACAUUAGGCAACUUUAACAUGAUUUAUAUUCCUGUUCAGAUUUACAGCUGAAAUUCAUUGACCUAUAUCUGUCUUAUUUGCAUCUAAA
Gossypium arboreum is the source of this 783-nucleotide messenger RNA. Its product is annotated as protein FATTY ACID EXPORT 4, chloroplastic. The transcript is spliced from 4 exons. Lineage: Eukaryota; Viridiplantae; Streptophyta; Magnoliopsida; Malvales; Malvaceae. Gene Ontology annotation, cellular component: membrane. The coding region runs from base 105 to 632 and encodes 175 amino acids. The record is from RefSeq and is a predicted model, not a curated record.